Molecule: messenger RNA, 1350 nt
Organism: Camelus dromedarius (Arabian camel)
Lineage: Eukaryota; Metazoa; Chordata; Mammalia; Artiodactyla; Camelidae
Gene: NSDHL
Product: NAD(P) dependent steroid dehydrogenase-like
Exons: 8
Coding region: 163-1263 (366 amino acids)
Biological process (GO): steroid biosynthetic process
Molecular function (GO): 3-beta-hydroxy-Delta5-steroid dehydrogenase (NAD+) activity
Source: RefSeq, a predicted model, not a curated record
GAGCCAAUCCCCUUGGUGAAGGAGUCUCUGCAGAUCCUCGGCUCACAGGGGCAGGGCGGAAACCGUGUCUGGUCGCGGCUGGAUCUCUGAGGGUGCUGGCUGCUGACGCGUUGAGGCCGGCCAGAGGGGCGCCUACAGACAGGAGAGACAACCAACGAGACCAUGUCUGGAGCUGAAAUGGACCAAGCAGUUGGUGAGCCAAUGGGAGACGAGGUCACACAGACAUAUUUGACAGAAGACAUUCCAAACGCCAAGAAGUGCACAGUGAUUGGAGGCUCUGGGUUCCUGGGGCAGCAUAUGGUGGAGCAGUUGCUGGCAAGAGGCUACACCGUCAAUGUCUUCGAUAUACGGCAAGGGUUCGACAACCCCCAGGUGCAGUUCUUUCUGGGUGACCUCUGCAGCCGACAGGAUCUGUACCCAUCUCUGAAAGGUGUAAGCAUAGUUUUCCACUGUGCAUCACCCCCGCCGUCCAGUAACAACAAGGAGCUCUUUUAUAGAGUGAAUUACAUUGGCACCAAGAAUGUCAUUGAAACUUGCAAAGAGGCUGGAGUUCAGAAACUCAUUUUAACCAGCAGUGCCAGUGUCAUUUUUGAGGGUGUCGACAUCAAGAAUGGAACCGAAGACCUCCCUUAUGCCAUGAAACCCAUCGACUACUACACAGAGACGAAGAUCUUACAGGAGAAAGCAGUCCUGGGUGCCAACGAUCCUGAGGGGAAUUUCUUAACCACAGCUAUCCGCCCUCAUGGCAUUUUUGGCCCAAGGGACCCCCAGUUGGUCCCCAUUCUCAUCGAGGCAGCCAAGAAAGGCAAGAUGAAGUUUGUGAUCGGGAACGGGAAGAACUUGGUGGACUUCACCUUUGUGGAGAACGUGGUCCACGGACACAUCCUGGCAGCUGAGCAUCUCUCCCAAGACACAGCCUUGGGUGGAAGGGCAAUUCACAUCACCAAUGACGAACCCAUCCCCUUCUGGGCAUUCCUCACCCGCAUCCUGACCGGCCUCAACUACGAGGCCCCCAGGUACCACAUCCCUUACUGGGUGGCCUACUACCUGGCCCUCCUGGUGUCACUCCUGGUGAUGCUGAUCAGCCCAGUCAUCCAGCUCCAGCCCACCUUCACACCGAUGCGGGUUGCACUGGCUGGGACAUUCCACUACUACAGCUGCGAGAAGGCCAAAAAGAUCAUGGGCUAUCAGCCACUGGUCACCAUGGAUGAGGCUGUGAAGAGGACUGUGCAGAGCUUUCACCACCUGCGGAAGGUCGAGUGAGGCGCCCCAGAGCUUGGGCCCCUCAGCGCGUUCCCCUAGCCCGUGCCUGGCUCCCUGGGGACCAAUAAACUAACAUCCUUCCAUUGA